Paraphaeosphaeria sporulosa is the source of this 723-nucleotide messenger RNA. RefSeq lists its product as uncharacterized. The record is from RefSeq and is a predicted model, not a curated record. Bases 1 to 723 code for a protein of 240 amino acids. The transcript is spliced from 4 exons. Lineage: Eukaryota; Fungi; Ascomycota; Dothideomycetes; Pleosporales; Didymosphaeriaceae.
AUGUCUCCAGCUUUCAGGGCUCAGUUCGGGAUACUACCACAUAUUGUAAAGAUGCACGGGGCAGCUUUUACAGCCAUCAUUACAGGCCUCAAUGAUGUAGGUUCAAGGAGUACCCUGGAAGAACGAUCGAAGAUGCUAAACAUUCGCGUCGAAGUACCUAAACCGCUGCGAAAAUUCCCUCCAGCUGUUGUCUCCACCGCAUGCAGCUGUUUCGUCACGUCCCCUACAGUCACAGCUACACAGUUCCCAUUCCAUAUAGUCACAUCAACCUACACUGAUACUGCCACGGCCGUGGUAACCUCUACUACCACUGUCCCAACCAUCACCACAACAAAGACCAGCGCCGUCGCUACCACCACUGCGAUCUACAAAUACGGCGGUCAAUACGAACAUUUCUGUUACCCGCUUGGCUCGGAGAACAAUCUGCAAGGCACCGAGCAAGACGGCCUAAUUGCGCAGAACUACACGCAAGCCCUCGACCACUGCGCUAGGGCGUGCUUUGACGACCUCCGCUGCCAUCAGUUCUCCACUCAUUCUGGAUACACGUCGAUCCCGUUCACGUACGACUGCUUUUUUGGGAGUGGGAUCCCUGGACAGCAGGGGUGGGUCCUCAAUGGCCCCGAGGGACAGAAAUCUACCAUCGCAUGCGAGAACUUUGAUGCACCGGCCGAUAGGCCAGGUCCGUACCAGAGAUACAUGCUUACUUAUGAUAGGGUGGGGUAG